Pelodiscus sinensis (Chinese soft-shelled turtle) is the source of this 2297-nucleotide messenger RNA. NCBI's taxonomy places the organism in Eukaryota, Metazoa, Chordata, Testudines, Trionychidae. The record is from RefSeq and is a predicted model, not a curated record.
GGGGCAUGCGGCCCCGGCACGGCCCCAGCGGACAGAUGGGCCACCAGCCGCUGCCGAGCUCCGUGAUGUUCCCCGCCCCGAGCCAGCUGCAGCCCUACCUGGGGGCCGUGGGCGCGCAGCAGCUCAUGGCCAGCAUGCACCUCCAGAAACUCAACACCCAGUACCAAGCGCACCCGCUGAUGGGCAUGAGCAACGGGCCCAUGGCCACCGGGGCCCCGCAGUACCGGGUGGUGCACCCCCCGCACCCUGGCAUGCAGCACGUGCCCUCGCCCGCGCUGACCUUGAAUGUUAUGGACACUGACCUCGUCGAUGAGGAGGUCUUGACCUCUCUGGUCCAGGAACUGGGCUUGGACCGGAUUCAGGAGCUGCCCGAGCUCUUCUUGGGACAGAAUGAAUUUGACUUCAUUUCAGACUUUGUCAGCAAACAGCAGCCCAGUGCCAUCAGCUGCUGAGGGGCCUGAGGCUUCCUCUCCUUGUUGGCUUGGCUCCCCCACGGCUGUCCCAGCGCCUCCCCAACAAGCACUGGAUGCCGAUGGCUUGCCAUGGAUUGCUCUCUUCUCCGAGUGGGGCCUUCUUGUUUGGGAGUGAGGGGACAUCCUGCUGUAGGUUCCCCCCAAAUGCCAUAAACAGGGCUUGUCUUGGUAAACAAUGAACUUUCCAUGUCUGGGCUGCCGAGUGCCGGAGCCAACGGACCUCGCGGGGCUGCUGCCACCGGGCUUGUCCUAGGAUUGGGCAUUGCCAGCGCCGUUCCCAAGCAGUGUUGGGAUCGAGCCCUCUCGUGGCUUGUGUCUGAGCCGCACAAGAAGGGGCUGGGGCUUGGCUUUUGUCUUAAAAGCAAAUCCGCCUUUGCCCCACGUACUGUGAUGCUGAACAGGUCCCUUGCCCCUGACUCCAGGGAUCCCUUCCCCCUCCAUAAGGUUAUUGUUAGUUUGUCUUAGCUGCACAAACUGUCUGGGGGGAGGGUGGCAUUUGCCUAAACCUCUGUAGACUUUGGAUCGUUUCACUUGUACAGCAACCAGCCGUACAACUGAGUGUUCAGGCUGUUUUCGAUGCGAGGCUUAAAGCUGCAGGCAAGCUCCGUUUUCUCUGCCUCGGAAACCAAAUAAAACCCAUAGGCUGGUGUAUCCCCGACAUUCUUAUUUAUUUUUUCUGUAAGAAUUAUUUAUUGGAAAGGGCUCCCUUUGUUGUUUGGCUCUGACUGUUAGCAACAACUACAGGGCUUUCUGCAGCUCCCAGAUGCUGGCUUUUCCUUUUAAAGGGCUGGACUAGCGAAUGGUUCUUCCAACCAACCAUGCACAGGGUUCUUUCAGCAGCCUAAUUUGGUGGUGAAUAGGUAGGGCCUUGUAACCCGACCCUGCCUGGUGUGAUAAAGGCUGGUUUGACUCCCAGUGCCACUGCGCAGAAACGGUGAAAUGUGACAGCCAGAGGGUUUUGUUUCCUCUUGUCUCUUGUUUCCAGGCGCUUUGGCAAGUGCAGCGCUCUGCUUAGGAGCGACUGCCCCCUGCUGCCAAGCACACGGGGCAGCACCUUGUUGAUCAAUGGCGAGAAACUGGGCGGACGGAGUUUCAAAUAAAAGCGAAGCCCGCGGUAGUGAGGCGCUUGCUUGGUGGCUUGUUUAUUGGAUGUGCCUGGGGGGGAUAUACUUUGGACACUUUCUGGGAGUGGCAUCCAGUGCCAAUUUAAUCAAAGCUUCAUCUUUGUGUCCUGGGGGGGUUGGCAACCUCGGCCUGUGCCCAUGUCGGGCACUAACAGCUGGCGGCCAGGGCCGAUGAGUAUGUGUGUCUGGGCUCUGGAGCGGGCCCCUCACUGUCUUCCAUCCAGGUGUGUCAAUAUUACAAUAACAGACAGGGCUGCCCGUGGCUUAAACAGCUGAGCCCUUAAAGCCUAAUCCAAAAGGGGUCUCUGUACCCCCAGCAGCACGAAGCUGCAAUCCCUGCUGCUAGACACUGCACUGGUGUUUGCCCACUGGAACAAUCCCCCUUUUAGGCAAACUGCCCCGAAAGCGAACAUGCCUGAAGGGUCUGGAGAAGGGCUCUGGUGCCUCCUUCUUACCUGCUGCUGGGCUUGUGUGACUUGCUGGGCUCCUAAGAGUCGCCACCCGCCCCUCCCAUUGGGGACCUGGCUGGGCAGCGCUUUGUUCCUUCACCCACUUCCCCUCCUCUGAAACACCCAGAGGAUGCUGCUGGCCUGCCCCGUCCCACACUCCGCUGUGGAGCGGUUUAUCGAUUUUUCCCAGAGUGCUCAAUGACGAGAGAUUUUUCUCUUUUGCUGUUUGUGCUGAAUGUUCCUGGGAGGAG